Messenger RNA from Tremella mesenterica DSM 1558, 384 nucleotides. RefSeq lists its product as uncharacterized. The transcript is spliced from 6 exons. Lineage: Eukaryota; Fungi; Basidiomycota; Tremellomycetes; Tremellales; Tremellaceae. The record is from RefSeq and is a predicted model, not a curated record. The coding region runs from base 1 to 384 and encodes 127 amino acids. Gene Ontology annotation, molecular function: actin monomer binding. Gene Ontology annotation, cellular component: cell cortex.
AUGUCUUGGCAAGCAUACGUCGACGAUCAACUACUAGCCACUGGGAAAGUCACCAAAGCUGCUAUUUUGGGUAAGCAAGGUGGGAUAUGGGCCUCGAGCGCGGGAUACAAUCUCUCGGGGAAAGAACAAGACGUAAUUGUCAAAACUGCAUUUACCGCUCCUGAUGAAGUCCGAGGAAACGGCCUCAUUCUCUCCGGGUUCAAAUUCAUGGUAGUUCGAGCUGAUACAGAUGAGGUCAUUGGUAGGAAAGGCGAACGAGGCGUUUUUGUCAUCCCUACAAAACAGGCUAUCCUCGUUGCCGAGUACGACGCACCGAUCCAAGCGGGAGAUGCAAAUGUUGUCGUUGCCAAAUUAGCCGACUAUUUGAAAAGUGUUGGUUAUUAG